This is a messenger RNA of Carassius carassius (crucian carp), 1692 nucleotides long. RefSeq names its product UPF0461 protein C5orf24 homolog. Lineage: Eukaryota; Metazoa; Chordata; Actinopteri; Cypriniformes; Cyprinidae. Bases 198 to 851 code for a protein of 217 amino acids. The record is from RefSeq and is a predicted model, not a curated record. The transcript is spliced from 2 exons.
UUUAUUAUUUUUUCUAGUGAAAAUGGCUGCCUUUCAGCUUUAAACCACAGCGGUUCAAGGGGGAAAAAUAUCCAUCCCAUAAAACAGAAUUAACACGAUCGCUUAGAAAGAAACCAUCUUGCGGUUCAAGAAUGUCCAUAUUCCUGCGUAAAUAACAUUAUGCUUUUGCUUUCAAGAAUGGAAGAUAGAGCUAUUUCAUGUUUAACCCAUUACAUUCCGUGAUCUGCGUUCCAGAUGAGAAAAUGAUGCACCAAGUAUCCAGCAACAGCAACGACUAUGGUCUGGGUAGCAUUGGGGAUGAUGGGCAACACCCAGCCAGUCACUUUGACUUGUGCAGUUCACAAUCCAACAAAUUUUUCCCCACUGCCCCACCUCCCUCAUUACAACUGCCACUCCCAAACUUGCCCCCCUUGCCACAGAGGAUGAUCAAGCCCAUGUCCUGUCAGAUGCAGGACUCUCAGAAUGAAUUUCACUCCCAAACCGUUAGAAUGAGGGCUGCAGAUGCUCCAGAGGGCUCCAAAAAAAAGAAAGGCCUUGGGAAGUCCGGACGACGAGGCAGGCCCUCGGGUACCACUAAGUCUGCAGGCUACAGGACAAGUACGGGACGACCGCCCGGCACCACCAGAGCAGCGGGUUUUAAAACCAGCCCAGGACGGCCACUGGGCACCACCAAAGCAGCAGGUUACAAGGUGAGCCCAGGUAGGCCUCCAGGCAGCAUUAAAACUCUGGCAAGGCUUAACAAACUUGACUAUGGCGCAUGCAAUGGUGCACCGUUCACUUACACCAUGAUGCAGAAGAGGGCCUUGUGUGAAGCCACUGUGAAAGAGAAAGACACUACUACCACCGAGUGAAAACAGUUUUUUUAUUUAUUUGCAAAAAGGGUGAACUCGGGAUGUGGGUGCAUGUCCAAAGUCACAGUGAAUUGUGUUUGAGACGUCAAAUUCUUGCAAGGGAGAAAAAACAAAAUUUGGAUUUUGAUACUUCAAAUCAAGUGUAUGUGCAAGUGUUAAUCUUUUGUGUAUGUUUUUCCAAAGACCAUUAGUAUUACCUAUUUCGCUAUGACGUAUGUUAACCUACUGUACAGAUGUGCAUGACGGUGGUAUUGUGAAAUAAAGUUACAUAUUUGAACACAUAUUAAUCUUUUCAGUCUCUUAGACUUUGCUCAAGUGAAUUGUUGAGAGAACUGCAAUUGUGUUGUUUUACAUUUAACUUUACCUUUUACUUAAUACUUUUGAUGUAAAGUUACUGAUGGGAACAGUCUUAACCACUCAUAGUUUGUCUCACUCUAGAUUUUAGGACAUUGCAUUUAACUUGAAAAAAUUUACAUUUACACUCCUCUGUUCCCCUGAUGUGUAUGUGAAAGUGCUCUGUUUGUAAUGUCCAAAGAUAUGUUUAUCUUUUUGUUGUUAUUGUAUUUAUGAAAUGUCUGGUGCCCUUUUCAUACAGAGACAUGUUGAAUUUUGAUAAAAAUGUCAAGUCACUUUCAGCAAUGGCAUAAUCUUUACACAUGCUCUUGUAAAUAUAAAUGUGAGUUUAUACCAGCCAGUGUGUUCUGUUCAACCCAAAAUUGUUUUGCUGAUCAAUGAUCCACUCUUAAAUACCAUGUAUUUAACCACUGGACUAAAACAAGUCUCAGUUUUGUGUAACCUAAUACACAUGAUCUGAUCAAAAAAAAAAAAAAAUAAUAAUAAA